CGGUUAGUUGUGGCACCACGAAAACCUACUAGUCUUCUCUACCAUGACUCUCCCCUCUGAUCUAUUGCUACUUGCGACAUCUCUCUCUCUCUCUCGUUAUCCACAGAGCAAACAUGUACAGGCCAGGGGUCAUACCGUCUUCCAGCAAUGCUCAACAUCAACGGUGGCGAGAGACUUGGGCACGACUGCUAGCUCCUUUGACUUUAUGGAUAUGUGUGUCAGUAGGCCUCCGAUAUGGCUACUAUGCGGAUUGCCGUAUGGCGCUUGGGCCAAGCUCUUCUCGAUUGAUGAAGGCUAGUUCUCUGUUUGUAGAACAGGUUGAAGUUAGAGAUGAUAAUGGGAAAGGGGCUCUUCUUUAUGGGUUCUCCGAGAAGCCAGAAUUAAACAGGGAAACCAAUUGGAGCUCUUCAAAUUAUUUGAUUGUUGGAUCAUAUGGUCGCAAGGGAUACUAUUUGUGGUUAAACAAGGGUUCUAGAAUCUGCAUAAGAUGGGCAACUCAAAUCAGUAGAUUAGACAAAAUUGAAGUGAUUAUGAUAAAAGGAGAAAGAAAACGUGAAACAUUGCUGCCAAACCUUGCGACUUCCUUUGAUGCCCUUUUCCUGAAUGAGCCAAUGAAUGGUAAAGAGGCAGAGUACACCAUUGAGGAAGAUGACAAGUACUAUGUUAGUGUGAUUAGCUCUAACCCGAGAAGCAUAAUAAUGACAUUCAGUUUAAAUGUUACAUCAAAGGUUUAUGAUUUAACAAAAGCUAGCAACAUGUGUUCAACACUAAAUGGAUCAUGCCGGCUCAAACUUCUGUUUCAUGACACUCAGUAUGUCAUAGUUUCAACACCUGACAAUGGUGACCUUGCUGGAUCAUACAUUGAGCUAUCCUUUGUUGCUCGUGUUAUUACUUACAUAGCAAUUUUAGGUUUUUUCAUCAUUAUCGUUUUCCUGGUGCUGAAAUUCCUUGGAGCAUGUGAUGCUGAGACAACAGUAGUUCAUACAUCAGUUAGGGAAAUACCCUGGAGGACUGAGACUGACCCUAUUUUGCCGGAGAAACCAGUUCAUCUGACUUAUGGAACGACGGCAGAGGAAGACAAUGAUGAUGCUGAAACAGGAUCCUCUAGUAGCUCUUCAGAGGAUUUAUAUGAUGCAAAAUUAUGUGUAAUAUGCUAUGACGAUCAACGUAACUGCUUCUUCGUUCCUUGUGGCCACUGUGCCACUUGCUAUGAUUGCGCUCAAAGGUACAAAUUGGAAAAAGUUCCUCUCUACAACAUAAUGAUUCGCUUAAAAUUUUCACGAACAAAAAUUUCGCAGGAUUAUGGAGGAGGAUAACAAGAUGUGUCCAAUAUGUCGAAGACUCGUUCACAAAGUAAGAAGAUUGUUUAGUCCCUAGGAGCAAAUGAAAUGGGAUUGUAAAUUCAUGUUUGCACUGUCACUCGGAGAGAGGUGGGGUCUUGCCCAUGGUAAAUGGAGUGCCGUUUUGGCUUUUUGUGAUUGCUCGGCCUUUAUGCAAAUAAUGCCUCUCAAAGUUUAUAUUUCUCAGUCAAGCAGCAUGGAGAAUAUAUUGGCUUUAGCAGUUUGUAUUUGUUUUGGUAGCCCGAGCCAGCUCCCUUCUCAUAUCUUUAUCACUUGAGAAGGGCAUAGUUGUGUAUUAGUUAAAUGAAUAUAAAGUGAUUGUGGUA
Theobroma umbraticum is the source of this 1666-nucleotide messenger RNA. The record is from RefSeq and is a predicted model, not a curated record. NCBI's taxonomy places the organism in Eukaryota, Viridiplantae, Streptophyta, Magnoliopsida, Malvales, Malvaceae.